Molecule: messenger RNA, 724 nt
Organism: Tripterygium wilfordii
Lineage: Eukaryota; Viridiplantae; Streptophyta; Magnoliopsida; Celastrales; Celastraceae
Product: ubiquitin-like protein ATG12
Exons: 8
Coding region: 286-570 (94 amino acids)
Biological process (GO): autophagy of mitochondrion; nucleophagy; autophagosome assembly
Cellular component (GO): Atg12-Atg5-Atg16 complex; phagophore assembly site membrane; cytoplasm
Source: RefSeq, a predicted model, not a curated record
AAAAGAAAAAAGAAAGACUUCCCGUACCUGACACCGGCAGUCGUUUCCGUCAGAGCAGAGCAAGAUACGAAACGAAGCGCAGCUAAGCAUGCUGCAGAUUUCGCGGACGCGUCUUCGAGACCAAAACAAAAGUAACUCUGUUGUUCCUCUCAACCCGGGCGGUCUCUCUUGAUUUCGUUUCUUUCUCACCGGACGCCGGAAGGAAGACAAGAAAUUGGAAGAGAAGCCAACUAAUUCCCUACUCCGAUUCUCCGAUUGUUUGCCUCUUUACAAUCAAGGGCAGCAAUGUCUACGGAGUCACCGAAUUCAGUCCAAAAAGUGGUUGUUCAUUUGAGAGCCACUGGGGAUGCUCCUAUACUCAAGCAAGCUAAGUUUAAGAUAGCUGGAACAGAGAAGUUUGCUAAGGUGAUUGACUUUUUACUUCGGCAACUUCACCGGGAGACACUGUUUGUAUAUGUCAACAGUGCAUUCUCACCAAACCCUGAUGAGUUGGUGAUUGAUCUAUAUAAUAAUUUUGGUUUUGAUGGAAAAUUGGUGGUCAAUUAUGCUUGCUCGAUGGCGUGGGGCUAAGUCUGGGAAAUGGCUUUCCUGAUACAUAAUGUACAAAACUCACAUUUUGCAUAAACUAGGGAACGAUAGUUGUGGUAUGAAAAACUUUGAUCAUGGUGGAGUCUACAAGACAGUUUUAUCUGUUUUUCUUUUUCUUUUUUUCUUAGUGGAUUCC